AUGGCUAGCCCUGCGACGCCACCAACAACUCCACCUGCAAUCGCCCCAGUAUUCGACGACGAGGAUGAAUCGCCAGUAUCGGCUCCUCCAGUAUUGGUAGGAGACUGGCUUGUUGUGGUAGGCGCUGUCGUGGAUAUUGUUGAUGGUGUAGGUGUGGAAGUCGGUUUAACGGUAGCUUCAUCGAAUAAGGUUACGCGGUUAGUCUAA
Messenger RNA from Penicillium canescens, 207 nucleotides. RefSeq lists its product as uncharacterized. The transcript has a single exon. Bases 1 to 207 code for a protein of 68 amino acids. The record is from RefSeq and is a predicted model, not a curated record. NCBI's taxonomy places the organism in Eukaryota, Fungi, Ascomycota, Eurotiomycetes, Eurotiales, Aspergillaceae.